Messenger RNA from Peronospora matthiolae, 1554 nucleotides. Lineage: Eukaryota; Oomycota; Peronosporomycetes; Peronosporales; Peronosporaceae. The record is from the annotation of a GenBank genome assembly.
AUGUGGGCCGUCGACAGUGGUGCAACGCACCACAUUUGCCACGACAAGACCAAGUUCGCAAGUUUGGCAGAUCGCAAUGAGGGCGAACUCUUGGUGGCUGAUGGCAACAAGGUGGCCAUCAACGGUGUGGGAACCAUCAUGGAAAAGGUGGUUCUGCCCAACGGUGAAGAGCGUGAGAUCGAAAUCAAGAACGCGCUGUAUGUUCCAAGUAUGAGCAAGAACCUGCUCUCGGUGCCACAGAUUAACAGCCAUGGCAAGUUUCAAGUCGUGUUUGACGGGUCCAAGAUGUAUGUGACUCUCAAGAACUCACAGCAAGUGGUGGCGACAGCGGAUCUCGUGGAUGGACUCUACUGGCUUCGGACGACUCAACGAUCAGCGAAUGUGACAACAAGUGGAACCAGUUGUGCCGAUCUACAUGCGAGAAUGGGUCAUGCUCCAGUCGAUGUACUUCGCAAGAUGAUCGCGACCAACAUGAUCAAGGAUGUGCGAGUCCCUCUCAAGUCGGGUGGAGCAACUACAUGUCGACGAUGUCAACAAGGGAAAAUGGUCCAAAAACCAUUUCCAAGCAACCGAGACAAGCGCAGCUACGAUACGUUUGAGCUACUUCAUCUGGACAUCUGCGGGCCCAUGGAAAAGAAUUCACUCGGUGGCAGCAAAUAUGUGCUGCUGAUCAUCGACGAAGCCAGUGGAUGCAUGAAGGGCUUUUGUCUACGAGUGAAGUCCGAGAGUGAAGACUACAUCCGGAAAUAUAUCACCAUGGUACAGACGCAAUUCUGUAAGAAGGUCAAGUUCGUGCGUCACGAUGGAGCUCGAGAGUUUGCAACCAACUCUCUCAAGGCGUUCUACCAAGACCAAGGUAUUGAGCAGCAGACCACGGUCCCGUACGCGCAUCAAACCAACGGAACAGCAGAUCGUGCCAUUAGGACUAUUGUCACGAUCGGCCGCAGCAUGCUUCAUCAUGCCAAACUGGACAAGUGUUUCUGGGCCGAAGCAGCGAUGACGGCCAUCUACGUCAAGAAUCGACUGCCGUCACCUAAAGUCGUGCACAAGACCCCGUUUGAGAUCGUCUACAACUUGAAACCAAGCGUCAAACACAUGCGAACAUUCGGGUGUCAGACAUACAUACUGACGCCUAAAGAGAAUCGACUCAAGUGGGAUCCAAAGGCUCGCGCUGGCAUAUUCGUGGGCUACGAAGAAGUUUCGAAGGCAUAUCGUGUUUAUGACAUCGAGGCGGGGCAGGUGGUUAUCAGCCGCGAUGUCAACUUCGACGAGUCCACCUUUGGACUUCAACUGCCGAUCACUGAUGAAGAUGUCGAUGACCUGGACUUCGAAUUGCUGGAUCUUGAUGACGAAGAGCUGCGUCAAAUGGAGUACAAGCAAGCAGGCAAGCGCAAGAACCGACUCAAUGAUGAAGAUACAGCAGCUCCACGACCGCGUGCAGUGCGUCAACGACCAGGACUAGAAGAGCCAAGCGCGCCGGAAAACAACUCGUCACGCCAAGAAGAAGACGAAGAAACGAAGGAUUCUGGUGAUUCAACACCGCCUGUGUUUUAG